This is a messenger RNA of Caenorhabditis angaria, 1341 nucleotides long. NCBI's taxonomy places the organism in Eukaryota, Metazoa, Nematoda, Chromadorea, Rhabditida, Rhabditidae. The record is from the annotation of a GenBank genome assembly.
AUGACAACUUUGGCAUUGACUUCAGGUGGAAGUUCACAGGAUGAUCAAAUUUUGGUGGAUGCCCUGCCGUAUUUGGACACAGAAUAUAAUGAAUCAGAUAGGCAAAAUGCUUUGAAAUUGAUUGAACAUGAGUGUAAGGUAAGACAAUUUUUUGAGCUGGAAAAUUUAAAUUUUUGUUCAAAAAGUCUGAAUUUUAGCAAAAAAAUGGGGUUUUCUUUGAGAAACUGAAACUUUUGAAACAUAAAUUAUUGAAAAGCUUAUUUUUUCUACAAACUAGAGUUAUUAAAAAUAUUUCAAUAAUGUUAUUAUUCAAAGUUCCCCCCCCAAAAAUCACUUUAAUACAAAGCCGGAGUUUAGGUAAAAUGCAAACCUGGCACAGUUUUCUCAAAAAGAAUAUUAUUGCAGACGUUCCGACCAACAAAAAACUAUUUGACACAUUUAAGUGUGCCAGAUUAUGAUGCAUUUUUAUCGACUUGUAUGCAAAAAGAAAUGGAACGAAUCAAUCGAAAAGAGGAAAUGGUCAAAUUGGAUAUGAGUAGAUGCGAAUUACCGCCACCAUCAGCUGCAAAAGGAUUGGAUAGGAAAUUGUGGAGAAAGGUGAGCAAUUUAGGUACUUUGAAAAUAAUCUUUGGGAGAUGAAGCAACUUUGAUAUCACCUCAAGUCUAUUAAGAAUAUUUUUAAGGACAUUGAGACCUUCAAGAUCAUUGAAGCAAAAAUUGUAAAAUUGCAGGCUUUUCACUUCGAAAAAUAUGAUUUCUCUUGAAAAUUAUCGAAUUUUUUAUUUCCCAAAAAAUCCAGUGUUUUAAAAAUUGAUUAACAAUAAGAUUUUUAAUGAAUUUUUGUUUCGCUGGUUAUACCAACAACAAAUUCGAAAUUCAUAAUUUUCUAAGGAUUUUUCAUCCUAAAACAUUUCAAAUCUAAAAAUUCCAGGUUCUUCGAAAUGCCAAAUCUCAAAACGAACAUCUUCUAAUUCGACAAAUCAAUUUGGAAUUAAUGGACGAAUUCGCAGCUGAAAGUUAUUUGCAAAGAAAUAAAGAUCUCGAAAAUUCUUUGACUGAAAUUGAGAAAAAAUUGAGGAAAACCAAAGAAGAAGUUAUGGAAAUUCAUGCGGAUCGAAAAAGAAAUCAAUUGGAUGCUGGAAAUAAACUGAAACAGCUUGAAGAAUCAUGGGUUACAAUGGUCACAAAUAAUUAUAAGUGAGGAAUUUUUGAAAAAAUGACCUGAAAAACCGAAAAACAUUUUUUUGCAGAAUGGAACUUGCCACUCGACAAAUGUCUCAUGAAAACAAAGUUCAAAUCAAAAAAUUGAAAUUGGAUCCGGCGAUUUUUGAAACAAAGUGA